AUGAGCGCUGUCGACGACGUGGAAGCUCGUAUUCGUCGUCUGGAUGAGACACGGGCUGCAAAAUCAAUACAAUUACAUCAUUUACAACAGGAAUUACGUUAUAAUAGCAUCGCAGGCGUUGACGAACGGCUGGACUCGGGACUGAGUGUCGCUCGGUUGGAAGUCAAAGUUGAGAGUGGACGAAAUUUGCUCUUUAAAGCCGGUUUUUUAUCUGGACAAUGGACGUAUGUGCGAGUUACGGUUGAAGUCCUGACCAAACAGUUAGCGAGCACUACAGUUAUGGAGCACCAAAUGACUACCAAACGACCAGUGAGUGAUGCACCUCGAUGGAAUGACAUGUUAUUGUUUCAAGGACUUCCAGCUGCUGUCGGAACUCUUCGAGUGGAUGUUAUGCAGGAAGAAAGAAUUGGAGCAGAUGAGCUUGUGGGAACUUUUAUUUUACCAUUAGCAAGACUUCAAGAUCAGAGAAAAAUUGACAAGUGGUACGUGCUCGAGAAACACGAUAAAACAAAAAUCAGUGAGCUUUUUCUGAGCUGCAGGUUUCAACGUUCCCCUAUCUCGGCAUUGGAAUUGGAGUUGGAAUUGUUGCAGAACCAAACCAAUGAGUUGCAUUUGUUUCUUGGACGACACCAGAAUUUAAUUGGAUUGUCGUUGCAAGAGUCAACGAAUUCGAUGAUGUCUUCGAAACCGUUACAAGGGAAGGAAGUGAUCUCAGACGAAACACCGGAACAAACGGUAUCGACGAGGUUUUCAGCGGUCGCGUCGUUUCCUCCUGCUAUGAGAAAACGGGAGCUGGUAGAAGAUAUGGAGGUGAGUGUGGAGAUGACGCGAGUAAAACGUCAAUGUGUUGGUGCCGAAAAACAGGCAAAUUCGUUGUCGGAUCGGAUCGUCAAUUGGUUGUUGCCAGCAUCGGCUUUGACUACUCCAACGACUACUGCGAAAUUGAACGCUGCAUCGCAAAAUGGUGUUUUCUCUACUGAAGAAAGCCUUGGUAGGACUUCGAAUCAGUUUUUCCCGUUCAAACAACGGACCACUCGGACCGCUUCAGCAGGGCCACGUCGGUCAAGAAGAAGUGGGCGACCAUUUCCUGCAACGCCACCGAAAACGCCGAAAACGCCAACGACGCUGCAAGCGAUUGAGAAGUGGUUGUUUACAGACAAGGACGGUAAUCCUCGAGACCUGCCAUUUGGACGCCAGACGUCGUCGUAUUAA
Peronospora farinosa is the source of this 1212-nucleotide messenger RNA. The record is from the annotation of a GenBank genome assembly. Lineage: Eukaryota; Oomycota; Peronosporomycetes; Peronosporales; Peronosporaceae.